Molecule: messenger RNA, 1090 nt
Organism: Amblyraja radiata (thorny skate)
Lineage: Eukaryota; Metazoa; Chordata; Chondrichthyes; Rajiformes; Rajidae
Product: microfibril-associated glycoprotein 4-like
Exons: 6
Coding region: 204-1052 (282 amino acids)
Biological process (GO): elastic fiber assembly
Source: RefSeq, a predicted model, not a curated record
UUGCUGUUUGCGUUCUUGAGAUAGAGAGAAAAAAUCUCUGGACUAGAUGCCCUGGAAUUGUAGGUAAAGUUUCUGAUCUGAACUCAAUGGGCCGUUAAAUCGGGGUGACGUGGGGUCUGAUUCCAGGUGUUUCAUUCCAAUGCAGAUGGUUUUCUGUGGUUGCAUUUUGUGAUUGCUACUGGAACAGCUGCCUGACUCGCAGAAUGAAAAUACAGUUCUGCCUCCCCCUCUGCCUGGCUGCUUCAUUGUUCCAUCAAGUUUGGACGAUGCCUCAUCCUGAUUGGAAUGAUCCUUCGCUGAAAAAGAAUCCUCGAUCCAUGACUUUCCACAUCAGACCCUUGGGAGAGGACACAAGUGCGUUGAACGGCGGGACUCCCUGGACUAACUACGUACUGGACUGCGCGGAUAUUUUCCACAAAGGCUUUCACAGAAGUGGGGUGUAUCAGAUCCACCCCUCUGGGCCGUUCCUUCCACUGAGUGUUUACUGUGACAUGGAGACUGCUGGAGGAGGAUGGACAGUGCUUCAGAGAAGAAUGGAUGGCUCUGUUGACUUCUACAGAGGAUGGGAUGAUUAUAAGCAGGGCUUUGGUCGGGCAGAUGGCGAGUAUUGGAUAGGUCUGCAGAACAUGCACUCAUUGACAGCGAAGAGGAAAUACCAGCUGAGGAUCGACAUGGAGGACUUUGAGAACAGGACUGUCCACGCCGAGUAUGGAGAGUUUGCGGUGGCUGCCAAUGCCAUCCACGCAGAAGGAAAUGGCUACACUCUCCUGGUGCAGGGGUUCACUGAUGGAGGAGCGGGAGACUCGUUGAGCUACCAUAAUGGGCUCAAGUUCAGCACCUUUGACAGGAAUCAGCAGAACUCCACAAACUGUGCACAGACUAACUCAGGAGCCUUUUGGUACAAGUCCUGCCACAUGGUGAAUCUCAACGGCCUCUACCUAAGAGGUCCGCACUCGUCCUACGCCAAUGGUAUCCACUGGGCCACUUGGACUGGAUAUUUUUACUCUCUCAAAGCUACUGCCAUGAAAAUGAGACCAGCGUCCACGGAUUAAAAGGCGAUCCACGAUGUCCAGUUUACAGCCUCCAAUCC